AUGUCAGCACCCAAACUAUCAUUUUCACUAGGCUCGAAAGCCAAGGCUACUGUCGGCGCAUCACCACCACUCAAGCGAACGGCAGCGGUCGCAUUUGGAAAUGACGAACAAGACGCAGUCGACGCUGCGCCCACGGCUAGAGCCUCGGGGUCGAAAACAAGCGUGAACAAGCAGCUUAUGGCACAAUCUGUUGCUAUGAGUAAGAAGGUCAAACAGCGACAGGACGAGGCAAAGAGAGUGGAUGCCACAGUGUUUAUGUAUGACGAAGUGUACGAUAAAAUGCAACAUGCAAAGAAGGCAGCAGAGACGAAGCGAGAGGAAGAGAGCCAGGAAAGAAAGCCAAGAUACAUCAAAUCGCUUUUAGAGUCAGCUGAAACAAGGCGACUCGACCAUCUACGCGCAGAAGAGAAAAUGUAUCAACGAGAACGGGAGACAGAAGGGGACAUGUACGCUGGAACCGAGUCAUUCGUCACUCAGGCAUACAAAGACCAAAUCGCUGAGAUGCGAGAAGCUGAAGAAGAGGAGAAGAAGCGAGAAGAAGCGAACCGUGCAAAGGCUGGCGCGGCCGGAAUGUCCCAUUACUACAAGAAGCUGCUUGAACGGGAAUCUGCUGCACACGACGCUGCUGUCGCUGCAGGAAACACCGUCGGCCCUACCAUGCCGCAAGGACCAAACCUUACUAUCCAAAGACCCCCAGAGAUGGAGCCACUAUCGGAUCUGCAACUCGCAAAGGAGGCGGCACUGCGUGGCCAGGAUGUGGAAGUUAACGACUCAGGAGAAAUCGUCGAUAAGCGAGAACUAUUGUUACCAGGCUUGAACCUUUCGGCUCCGAACACGCGCAGGCUGGGUGGCCUGACCGUCGACAAAGCCAAACCGAAGCAAUCUUCUGAACAACCUCUUGUUCACCGUGCUGUUGGGGCAGCGGCGAGUCAACGUGAGAUCCGGGAGCGCCAAGCACGACAACUGGAUGAACAGCUGGAGACGGAAGAGAGGAGAAAGGUGCAGGAGCAGGAGAGGAAAGAGAGAGAGGAGAAUGAGAGAAGAGCUGAGAGGAGGAAUGACGAUCAGGCUGUGAUGAGUGCUAGGGAGAGGUACUUGGCGAGGAAGAAGGCAAGAUCGGAGAAUCCCCAGAAGAUCGACGAUGCCAGUUCCUAA
Messenger RNA from Dacryopinax primogenitus, 1155 nucleotides. RefSeq lists its product as uncharacterized. NCBI's taxonomy places the organism in Eukaryota, Fungi, Basidiomycota, Dacrymycetes, Dacrymycetales, Dacrymycetaceae. The transcript has 2 exons. The record is from RefSeq and is a predicted model, not a curated record. Bases 1 to 1155 code for a protein of 384 amino acids. Gene Ontology annotation, biological process: regulation of alternative mRNA splicing, via spliceosome.